Messenger RNA from Galleria mellonella (greater wax moth), 1822 nucleotides. Its product is annotated as putative glutathione-specific gamma-glutamylcyclotransferase 2. The record is from RefSeq and is a predicted model, not a curated record. Gene Ontology annotation, biological process: glutathione catabolic process. Gene Ontology annotation, molecular function: glutathione specific gamma-glutamylcyclotransferase activity; gamma-glutamylcyclotransferase activity. The transcript has 4 exons. Bases 191 to 985 code for a protein of 264 amino acids. Lineage: Eukaryota; Metazoa; Arthropoda; Insecta; Lepidoptera; Pyralidae. Gene Ontology annotation, cellular component: cytoplasm.
UCACUUUCAGAGUAUUUAAACGGACUCCCUUCGGAACACUUGAUUUAUUUCAACACCGACUGUGUUAGUACAAAGAUAUAAUAAUUUAAAUAAACAAUAUAUUAAAUAUUUCUCAUAAACUCUAAUUAGUUGAAUAUUAGUUGUCGCGAAAAUAGGCGAUUCGGUGAAAGCUCAGAAUUCUUCAUUGAAGAUGGAGAACCGUGCAGAAUUAGUAGAACAAACUGGAGAAGAUUCGAAGCAAAUAUCGCAGGAGCAAAACGACAAUGCGGUGGCUUGUAAGAAGGCACUUUGGAUUUUUGGUUACGGCUCAUUGUGCUGGAAUCCAGGAUUUGAAUAUCAGCAAGCCGUCACUGGUUACGUGAAGGGUUUCUCCAGGAGGUUCUACCAAGGGAAUACUACACAUCGAGGCACUGAAUCGCAGCCGGGCCGAGUAGCGACAUUGGUGGAAGACGAGGAAGGCAUCACCUGGGGCAAAGCGUUCCAAGUCUCGGCCGAGGACAAAGCCGCUUUACCCUACUUGAGCACCAGGGAAUGCCAACUCGGUGGCUACAAAAUUUUCACCGUCAACUUCUAUCCCCGUCCUAUCCUGUCCCCCACAAAUAAUAACUACAUAACUGGUGAGAAGAGAGACGCCCUCAUGUACAUAGCCGUGCCAGAGAACCGACACUGGCUGGGUGAAGCUCCUCUCCUGGACAUAGCGAAACAGAUUUUACAGUGCCGCGGACCAUCUGGGACAAACGUAGAAUAUUUAUUAAGAUUAGCCGAUUUUAUGAGGGAUGAAAUCCCUGAAGCGUUGGACGAUCAUUUGUUCUCUUUAGAGAGACUGGUGAGGAAUCUCGCCGCCGAAAUGAAGGUAUGUUUGAAGAGUAUGAUGGGUGAGGUGGAGAAACAGGAAUUGCCGUUGCAGGAUGCCAAACCAGUCGCUUCUAGCUUCCAGUUCGCUUCCCGGGUACCAGAGAAGAAACUACGUUGUGUAAACAUGUGAUUGAAAUUUCAAAUGAUCGUUCGCGCUAGAUAGAUUUAUCACUUUUUAAGCAUUCGGGUAUUAUUUAGCUAUAUGUGAUAAUAAAGUUUUGGAGUCUUGUUUUGAUAAAAUACAGACGCGUAUCUAUUGUUCCACGGUUACAAUAGGUUCGACUAAUUGAUAAUAAAUAGUAAUGUGAUAUGUUAUGAUUUUGAGACACAGUCUCAUAACAUUCAGAGGAUGAGUGCUAAAUGACUUCCUGUGGGAUCGAAGACUUACUAUGGUGUGUUUAUUUUAAUUCGUUUCUAUUCAAUCACAAUUAUACAAUUUAAUUGGAUUUAUUUACAUUUCGCAAAAGUGUUUUUUUUACUUUACGAGUACAUCAGUAAGUGACAGUCGAGUAGGUAUCACUUUUGAUCGGGUGGGCCGUAUGUUUGUUUGCCAUUCCAAUAAAAAACAAAUAAUGAUAUCGCGUUAUUAACUUUGUACAAAGUUAAAUAAUUUUGUAAUAUUUUAUUGUAAUCUAUUUUGUAUAGUUUUAUUGUUUCUUUGACUAUUUUUUUUAAAUUGUGAUAUAAAUAAUUCUGUUUUAUGUAUAAAUAAGGAUUUGUAGGAUCCAAUAAAUAUUUUGCGCAUACUUUUCUUAAUGACCCAUAGUAAGUUAAUAUUUUACGCACAGACACCAUUUAGACCAAAUAAUAAUGUAAUUGACAAGUAUUAUUAUUUAUUAAUGCUGUAUAAAAUAGAUUAAGUUUUAAUUAUUGUUUGUAUAAUAAUAAAUUUAUGUCGAUCCAAGUGUGUCAUUGUGUUAAACUUAAUUAAUUUGAUUGUAUCGAAUUAUAUGCCCCUAACAUUCAA